AUGCUUGUGUGGCUACUAACAGAACUUAUACUGCUCCUGCUAAAGCAUCGCGAGUUUCUACUUGCAUGGGAAACGCUAUCAAACAGAUCAUCAUUUUUUGUUUCCCCUCCCUAUGAAAAUGUAAUACAUUUCUCAGUUGCUGACUUGAAAGCGUUUAUUACACUGCUUAUGUUAAAUGGUCAUCUUGAAUCUGAAUGUUCGAGAAAGAUGGUAGAUUGUCCAUUUCAGGAUGUUGGAUGUAAAACACUAGUAAGAAAAGAUGACAUUAGUAGUCACAAUCUAACAACCGUCGGUGAGCAUUCUGUAUUGCUAUUAAAUCAAACGAAAGAACUGUCUGAUGUGAUACAAAAUAUGGAAUGCAAACGUGGCGAGGUAUAUCGCAUAAAAGAACAGGUGGUAGAACAUCGAACCAAGUUAAGUGAGCUCCGAACAGAAAUACAGAGACUAUGCACACACAUGUGUCACACUGGGGAUCAACCCUCUGUUCUGUCUCAGAAGCAAAACAAACAAGUGCAUGACACUGUAGAGCAACAAACAAAAACACUAUCUUCUUUUCAGGAGAAAUUGAAAUCACUUGAAACUAACAUUCAUACAUAUGAAGGGGUCAUAACUGUGUUGAACAAUCAAAUAGAACAAGAUGCGAGAACUAUGCACACCAUGCAAACUCAAGCAAUACAACACGUAGAUCGCAUACAGGCAUUGGAACGUAAAGUCAGUGCGCAAGACCAACUUUUGAAAGAAUUGGCACUAGCAAAACAAGAUAAUACAAUGUCAGAGAUGGCAUCUCAUGAUGGUGAGUUGGUUUGGAAAAUUACCAAUUUUCUCAAAAAACGCAAUGAUGCUGUAUCGCGUAAAACUGUGUCAAUUUACUCCCCAUGUUUCUACACUAGUCGCCAUGGUUACAAAAUGUGUGCCCGUAUUUACCUCAAUGGUGAUGGAAUGGGAAAAGGCAAUCAUGUGUCUUUGUUCUUUGUCAUCAUGAAAGGUCAAUUUGAUGCUCUUCUGAGAUGGCCAUUUCGUCAGAAAGUUACCUUAAUGUGGUUGGAUCAAAACAACAGAGAGCAUGUUAUUGAUGCAUUUCGACCUGAUCCAACGUCCAGUUCUUUCAAACGACCAGAGCAGGACAUGAAUGUGGCUAGUGGAUGUCCACUAUUUAUGCCCUUAACGGAACUAAAUAGUUCUCGUCACGCAUAUGUCAAAGAUGAUGUAGCUUUUAUAAAAAUCAUAGUUGAUACAACUGAUAUAACCUAA
Saccoglossus kowalevskii is the source of this 1251-nucleotide messenger RNA. Its product is annotated as TNF receptor-associated factor 2-like. The record is from RefSeq and is a predicted model, not a curated record. Gene Ontology annotation, biological process: signal transduction; regulation of apoptotic process; regulation of canonical NF-kappaB signal transduction. Gene Ontology annotation, molecular function: tumor necrosis factor receptor binding; zinc ion binding. Gene Ontology annotation, cellular component: plasma membrane signaling receptor complex; cytoplasmic side of plasma membrane. Lineage: Eukaryota; Metazoa; Hemichordata; Enteropneusta; Harrimaniidae.